Messenger RNA from Tetrahymena thermophila SB210, 2412 nucleotides. RefSeq lists its product as hypothetical. NCBI's taxonomy places the organism in Eukaryota, Ciliophora, Oligohymenophorea, Hymenostomatida, Tetrahymenidae. The transcript has a single exon. The record is from RefSeq and is a predicted model, not a curated record.
UAGUAAAAGUAGAGAUUUAUAAAAUCAAAACUUUUUUAGCAAGUAUUUUUUAGAAAAUAAAUUCAUUUUAAAUUUGAUCAAAAAAUUAUGAGCUUCAGAUCGACUUCAUCUAGAAGCCCUCUUUCAGGAUAAUCUUAACUCACUUCAAAAUCAGAUAGUUCAAAUAAAUUGAUGAAUAGAAAAUAAUUAUAAUCUGUGAUUGUAAGUAAAUUUAUUAAAGACUACCCUUAACUAGAUGAAUAAACUAUUUCAAAUGCUGUGUAAGAUUUUAUGUUAAAACUAGACACUAAAAUAAAUGAACUCAAUUUGAAAUAACUUAAGAAUAUUAUUAAAGAAUUAGCUUUAGAAUAAAUUAGUUAAAAAAAAUAAAUGGUUGUAUUUAAACUUUCUAAUAGCUAAUCUACAAUUAGUUGUAUAAAUGAUUAGAAAUCGUAGAGUUCAAUAGAAAGUAUCAGGGAUAACAAAUUUAAUCAAGUAAAAAAAGUAAAUUAUCCCUCUUUAAAUUAAAAUUAUAGAGCUGGUUAAUCACUAUCACCUAAAAAUUUAUCAACUUUGUCAUCAUUUAAAGAAAAUUCAAAUAACCUGGCUGGGUCUACAUAACUAUCUCUUUCAAAUGAAUCCAACAAAAUCUAAAAUAUUCAAAUGAAGGAAUUUGAAAAAAAUAAAAUUUCAUCUAGUUAAGAUCUUUAAUGCCCACACUAAUAAUCAGUAUAAUCUGUAGGAAUAAAAUCAAUUCUAAAAAAGGCAAAUAGAAGUUUGAGUCCUUAAUGUGAAAAAAGGAUUCCUCCUUUAAAUGAUUUGUAAAAAUAAAAUAGUUCAAGUACUUUAUAAUAAAUCAAAUCUAAUCCUUUAAAUUAAGAAUAACAACCUCCCCUUCCUACUAUUACAAAACCCUCUCUUAAAAAAGAUGAUAAAUUGAAUGAAGGAUAACUUAAAUAUUAACACAGCUCAGAAAAGUAAUAAAAUGAAAUUUAAUAAUAAAUUAUUGAAGAAAAUGAAAAAAAAUCAACUAAAUAUAAAUAAAUUUUACUUGAUGAUAGCAUAAAAGAUAUAUAAAAGAAAUAAUUACUUAAUGUGUUAGGCUUACCUUUGGGAAAAUCCAAUAAAAACUCGUAUUGGUCUUAUUUAGACAAAGUUUAGCACAAAGAUUUUCAAUAAAUCAAGUGUUAAAAUCAAAAUGAGUGGAAGGAUAAAUUUGAAGAAAUAAAAAAUAUAAGGUAGGAGCAUCAAAUUUAAGGAGAUCUUAAAAAGUAAAAUAGAAAUGUAAAAUCAGUUCAAAGUGAUUAUGAGAGUGAUGAAGAUUCUUUAUCGUAAAUCACUUGCCAUGAAACUGUUAAAGGUUUCGAUUAUAACAGAUAAAAAGGAAAUCUGCUUGAAACUAUUUCUUAGUAACAAUAUAUUGAUAUAAAUUAUGCAGAAAUUGUUAAAAAGAAUGCUGAGAAUUUAGAAAGGGAAAAGUAAUAAUAAAGGGCAAGGAAAAAAGAUAUCUAAAAAUACUUAAAAGAGUGCUAUGAUGAAUAGGUUAUUUAGAAAUAAGUAGACAAAAAGGAAGAAAUUUAGAGAGGUAAAGAAUUUAUAGUUUUCUAAAAGAUCAUUGAAGAGUAGGAAUAAAGAGAAAAACACAAUUAAGAUAUAAAUAAUACUAUAAAAUAAGCAAGAAAGUAAGAGUUAAAAUAAAAAGAACAAGACAGAUAAUUGAAUUAAAAUAAAAAACUUAAUACCUAAGCUGAAACUAUGGAAAAAUGUUAAAAAGAUUUAAAAUAUGAGUAAGAAUAAAUAUACUUGAGGAAGAAGAAAGAAUUCGAAUUUUAUUAAAAUGCAAUAAAGGAAUACUAGUAAGAAAACAGAAAGGUUAAAAAGAAAGUUGAUGAAAAAGAAUAGGAUAAAUUUUACAUGUAAAACUACACUAAUUAUUUAGAUGAGUAAGAGGAAUAGAGAUUGAUGAUAAAUCAAUAAAGAUAGAGAGAGCUCUAAGAAUUUUUAAAAAAAUAAGCUGAAAGUCAUUAAAAAUUUAAAGAAAAAAAAAUUAAAGAAGAAGAAAGAUAAUAAAUGAAAUAGAUUUUAAAUGAAUAUGUUGAGAGUAACAUACAAGAAAUAAAGGAUUAAGCAUAUUAUAAGAAGUAACUAUAAGGUUAACUUAGAGAUUUUCUAACUCAAUAAAUUGAAGAAAAAAAAGAAAUUUAAUAAAAAAAUUUUAUUGAUUAUGAUAAAAUUUAGCUAAAAGCCUGCUAAAAGUAUAAUGAUGCUUAGAAUUAAUAUGAAAAUUAAAUAAAUGAACUUAAAAAGCAGUAAGAAAUUGAAAAUUUUUAGUUUCUUAAAGAGCAAAUAAAACAAAAUUAGCUUAAAAACACGAAGUAUUUUUACCCACUAGCUUACUCUUCAAUUCUAGAAUAAAAAAAUUAGAAAUCAUGA